ACUUAAAAAAUACUUCAUGAUUAAACACUGUGCAGGACAAACACAGUGCAUUAUAUGCUUCAUGGAUGUCAUCAUAAGCACCCAAUGGAUGGUCUGCGCCUUGUUUUCCCCCCUGCCGCAACUGCUAUUCUAUGCGUUCCAUUUUGGGGUUUAAUUAGGCUUAUGUCAACCCCUGCUGCCACUCCUGCUAUAUUCUCCGGUAGCUUACUCGGAUAUGUGAUUUAUGAUUGCACCCAUUACUAUCUCCACCAUGGAUCACCUUCCAACCUACCAGUUAAAAAUCUCAAGCGUUAUCAUCUUAAUCAUCACUUCAGAAUUCAGACCAAAGGGUUUGGGAUCACAUCUUCAUUGUGGGAUGUUGUGCUGGGAACAUUGCCACCACCACUGAAAAUUCAGAAGAGUGGCUGAUUCUCUUUACUUAAAGGUUGGGAUAAUUGUUCUUGAUUGAACCUGAUUCAUCUAAUUUAUUUACUUUUGAUUUAAUAUUUUUUUUGACCAUAUGUUAUGAUCGAUUUAUACAAUAUGUUUGUCUUGAUUCUAAUGUGUUGAG
This is a messenger RNA of Phalaenopsis equestris, 550 nucleotides long. RefSeq names its product dihydroceramide fatty acyl 2-hydroxylase FAH1-like. The record is from RefSeq and is a predicted model, not a curated record. NCBI's taxonomy places the organism in Eukaryota, Viridiplantae, Streptophyta, Magnoliopsida, Asparagales, Orchidaceae. Gene Ontology annotation, molecular function: fatty acid 2-hydroxylase activity; iron ion binding. Gene Ontology annotation, biological process: fatty acid metabolic process; lipid biosynthetic process. The coding region runs from base 55 to 408 and encodes 117 amino acids. Gene Ontology annotation, cellular component: endoplasmic reticulum; membrane. The transcript is spliced from 3 exons.